AUCAGCUACAUUUCGUGCGUGCAAGUGGGCGAGAUGUACAGGUCGUACAACAAUUACAAAGUUAUAGAGUCUGACAGGAAGGCAAACGUUGCUCCGUGUUUGUACUGGGACGUGGAUACAGUGGCUGACUGGGUGGGAGAGAUAGGCUUCCCUCUGUACAAGGAAUGUUUCCGCCGCAAUUUCAUCAACGGCCGUAAGCUGAUCUGUGUCCACGCCUCCUCGCUGCCUAGAAUGGGAGUACUGAAGUUUGAUGACAUCUUGUGCAUCACCAAGAAGAUCCGACAGCUGUUGGACAUCGAGGCUGCCGGCACGAACCACUUCCGGACCCAGAAGGACCCCAAAUACAUGUACUUCCAGCAGAAGAAGCGUACUGGGCGGAUGGUGGACAAUCUCUCAUACAGAGUGUUUGUGAAGAAGAAUAACAAGGUCUUCAAAUAGACAGUGCAUAUUGAGAGACCCACCGAAACGUUGCAGUAGUUUCUGAAUUAAAACCUAAAUUUUACCCGA
This is a messenger RNA of Haliotis rubra (blacklip abalone), 507 nucleotides long. RefSeq names its product sterile alpha motif domain-containing protein 15-like. Gene Ontology annotation, molecular function: protein binding. The transcript is spliced from 3 exons. Lineage: Eukaryota; Metazoa; Mollusca; Gastropoda; Lepetellida; Haliotidae. The record is from RefSeq and is a predicted model, not a curated record. The coding region runs from base 34 to 438 and encodes 134 amino acids.